AUGACUGAUGCACAGGUCCUGUUCAAUGAGAACUCCACAGAGCUCGCUCUCGACAACCACACGCAGACCUUGCAGUACAUCCAGGACGCAGUCAUCCCCAACAUGCUGGGGCCGCUCGACGUCUCCAUCGACCACUACUUGAAGGUGAACAAGAACAACAACAUAAAGAAAAGCGUCCGCAGGACGCUGCGCUCGCUCAGCGACAGCGCCAGCACGCUCUGCAUCUACUCAUACGGAAAACAUAUACAGAAACUGCUCUCCAUCCUGCAGAUUACGUCUGCAAGGCUCCCAAAGGGAACGAAACUACAGCAAUGGAACAAACUGUCGUCAUUCACACAGAUAAAACACAAGCAUGGCAACGAAUUGAUAGACGACAAGAUCACCAUCCCGAUUUUCAUCACUGUGGUCACCACGGGAGACGCACAGUUGGAUCCAUUGUACUCUGCAAAAUUCACAAAGCAAUAG
Molecule: messenger RNA, 465 nt
Organism: Tetrapisispora phaffii CBS 4417
Lineage: Eukaryota; Fungi; Ascomycota; Saccharomycetes; Saccharomycetales; Saccharomycetaceae
Gene: POP6
Product: ribonuclease P/MRP protein subunit POP6
Exons: 1
Coding region: 1-465 (154 amino acids)
Molecular function (GO): nucleic acid binding
Source: RefSeq, a predicted model, not a curated record